This is a messenger RNA of Hydatigera taeniaeformis, 309 nucleotides long. Lineage: Eukaryota; Metazoa; Platyhelminthes; Cestoda; Cyclophyllidea; Taeniidae. The record is from the annotation of a GenBank genome assembly.
GUAGCGCUUGCCAGCAGUAGCGGUGGUAGUGCAGGCGGGGGGUUCGCCUCUUCUGUGGGUGGACUCAGCGUAAUGGCGUCUCGAGAGCUGAUUGCUGACUCCGCCCCCGAUUCUGUCCUUGCUGUCGCCUCCCUUUUUUCCACUCAUCGACCGAGAGGCGGACGACUGGGCGGUCAGAAGGGGAUGCGAGGAGGCAGGCGUCGACGUCAGUGCACUAUUGCCUAUCGAGUGCGUCUCUUUCCCUUUUGGCGGCGACGAUUUCUUAUUAAAUUCGACAGGUUGCAAUUGACCGCUCUGUUUGAUCGGUAA